AAGCGUAUGAGUAGCGGUAGUAGCCUGCAAGCCUUGAUUCAGGGUCGUAUUCUUGCGUACAAGAAGACCGAGGUCCGGGAAGCUGUUUAAAGUCCACUUCGCCGCUUAACAGGAUUCAUUACAACCAGAAAAUGUCAUCAGGAGCCAAGCGACCCAAGGUUUGCUUUCGUUCGCUGAAGAAAAUGCAAUGUGGCGGUGCGACGAAUGAAUGUAGACGACGACGCUCCCCUGCAGAACUUCCUCCGGUGGUGCAACAGUGUUGGUCUAGUGCUCAGCACAAAGGUACGUUUAAGCAAAGAAGGCACGGUGGCCGACUAUGGGAUGUUAGCUCAGGACGACAUCGAGGAAGGCACAGUGUUGUUCACCAUCCCAAGAUCAGCUCUUCUUCACCAGGGGACGACACACGUCUCAGCACUGCUGGAAGGAGAGAAAGUCUCCUUGGAGAGCUCAUCAGGCUGGGUGCCCCUCCUGCUGGCUCUGCUGUACGAAUACACUACAGCGCACUCACAAUGGAAACCAUACCUGUCAUUAUGGACCGACUUCAAGAUGUUAGACCAUCCCAUGUUCUGGUCCAAAGAGGAGCGACACAAACUGCUGAGGGGAACCGGUAUCCCGGAGGCGGUGGACAAAGACCUGGCUAACAUCCAGAGGGAAUACAGAGACGUGGUCCUUCCCUUUGUUGCCAAGCAUCCUGACAUCUGGAACUCCCAGACGCACACGCUGGAGCUGUACACGGAGAUGGUGGCUUUUGUCAUGGCCUACAGUUUCCAAGAGCCACAAGAAGAAGGGGAUGAUGAUGAUGAUGAAGAUGACGAGACAGAGGAGAAGGCCCCCAAUCCACCUAUGAUGGUUCCCAUGGCUGACAUGCUCAACCACGUGUCCAAGCACAAUGCCAAUCUGGAGUUCACAGCAGACACUUUGAAGAUGGUAUGCGUGCGCCCCAUCAGAAAAGGUGAGGAAGUGUUCAACACCUACGGGCAAAUGGCCAACUGGCAGCUGCUGCACAUGUACGGCUUCACCCAGCUGCAUACCGACAACGCCGACGACACUGCUGACAUCCCCGUUGCCAACCUGCACAAAGCGGCCACAAGAGAGCCGGAUGGGGAUCAGCAGCUGUUGGAGGAGAUGUGGGAGAUGAUACGGGAGAAAAGUGCAUUUGUCUUUGGCAAAAACCGCUGCCUCACCGAAACGGAGCUACACUCAGUGCUCAAGGUGCUGUGCAUGUCCAGGGAGGAAUUCUUGGAGUUCAAAGACGACGACGACGGAUGGGAGGACGACGACGACGACGACGAGGAGGAGAUUUCUCGGGCGUUCUCCAACGACGGGCUCACAGGAUUAAGCAGCAAGUGGAAGCGGCUCCUGCAGGAAGCGGCACGUCUGACCGUGAGCGGCUACCCCGACGUGGACCGAGACCGGGCUGUGAUGGAGGACCAGGCCUCGCUAAAGGCACUGAGCAGCAGGCAAAGGAACGCGUUGCAGGUCCGAUGUGGACAGAAGAGCAUCCUGGACAAAAUCAUGGAGCUCACAAAGACAUGAACUUUUUCUACAUAUCCAUUAAUAAAGGUUUCAUUGCAAGGUACAUGGAGAUUUCUUGUUUUUCAAUUAGUCUGUGUUAAGGAGCCAGUCCUGUCACAUGUAAGUAAGUGACAGGACACCGCUUCAUAUACUGCUUUGGCCAAUGGUGAGUUUGGAUUUCGUUACCAUCACGACAAAGAGUGGAACCCUGGUGUUUUGAUGAAAAAAUUGAGCGACACAAUAAGAGCAUUUUCACUUACGGCGACAGCACUUCAUACAGUACACCAGUUCUUCUCAAACGUUUUACACCAAGUACCACAUCAAAACAUACUUGGCUCUCCAUGUACUACCACAAUGGUUACCAUUAAAAUACAGUAGUAUAGCAGGCCAGAGUGUUCAUCAAAACUAAGCAAAGGUUUUCUUCCUGAAAUGUGUAUUUAAUAUUAAUGUAAGUCACUGUAACAUUAUGCAAUGUUUUAACAUUAACACUGCUUUUGAAUAUAGGAAAAUAGCCCGUGACGACAAUAAAAACAUUUUCACUCUUGGAGGCAGCACUUCAAGUGUAAUUGGUGCAUGAACACAUUACCAAACACAA
This is a messenger RNA of Phycodurus eques (leafy seadragon), 2110 nucleotides long. It is a transcript of the gene setd6, whose product is annotated as SET domain containing 6, protein lysine methyltransferase. The transcript has 9 exons. The coding region runs from base 205 to 1536 and encodes 443 amino acids. Gene Ontology annotation, biological process: peptidyl-lysine monomethylation. Gene Ontology annotation, molecular function: protein binding; protein-lysine N-methyltransferase activity. The record is from RefSeq and is a predicted model, not a curated record. NCBI's taxonomy places the organism in Eukaryota, Metazoa, Chordata, Actinopteri, Syngnathiformes, Syngnathidae. Gene Ontology annotation, cellular component: nucleus.